Messenger RNA from Seminavis robusta, 3752 nucleotides. NCBI's taxonomy places the organism in Eukaryota, Bacillariophyta, Bacillariophyceae, Naviculales, Naviculaceae. The record is from the annotation of a GenBank genome assembly.
GCAGUUUGCAGAAAUUCACUUUGUCUCAGCCGCCGCAUUCCCCAGUUUCCGCACUUUUACUUUCGCUGGAGCCAGCGGCGACCCAAAGGCAAAUCCAAACUCCAAACUACCACACAUAUUAUGGGUACAUCAUUCAUCAUUAUUCUACAACAGAUACUAGUAGACUGGCUGAACGCCAACCAUGACGAGCAAUAGCAAUAGCAACAUGAGCAGUGAAGGCGUGAGUCGAACGAUGGAAGCCACUGGUAGUGUAAGCGUAAGCCACAGCAUUGGUGCCUCUGAUCAAUCAGCAACAAAGAAUGAAGUUACCAGUAACGUUCUCCAAAAAGACAAUCGCGCGGUAUCGAGAUCACGAGCGUUGGUCUUUGUGGUCUUGGCCACUGCUGCGGCUGUCUUGGCUUAUCUGACUUACUUUUACGUCCACAUGGAGCAACGGGAAGACUUUGAAAAUGAGUUUGCCAACUUGGCAGACGAGAUUAUGGACAUUUCCCAGCAGAACGUCAAGAAGGUCUUUGGGACUCUAGAAGGCUUGAGCGUUGCAGCAACGUCCCAUGCUCUCCACAACAACGAAUCAUUCCCUUUUGUCACCAUUCCAAACUACCCAGUCAAGGGGGCCACUGCCCGUGCAUCGUCGCAGGCGCUCAUUAUUGCCUACUUGCCUCUCGUUUCAGAAGAAAACCGAAGAGACUGGGAACAAUACUCAGUCGAUAAUCAAGAUUGGAUUCAAGAUUCGUAUCCAAAAGACGUACAAGUGCAACCCAUCCUUCAACAGAUCCAUGCCUACGGACCCAAAGAACCCAAACCUCCUCAAGAAAAUCGUAGUCGCCGUCGCCAUCUAUCUUCCGCCUCCUGCUCUGACGAAGGACGACGCAUGCUCAAAGAAAGAAUCACAGAACCAGAAGGAUCUGGGCCGUACGCUCCAGUUUGGCAAAUGACGCCGACACCCCCCGCUAACGACACGGCCACGCUCAACUACAACCUUUUCGACAAACCCGUUUACGAAAAGGGGGUCAACUUUAUUGCAUACUCACGAAAGCCCGUCUUUCUAGAUGUAUGCAAUCAAGCGGCAUGGUUUGGGGGGCACUACUCCAACAAGGACGUACUCCAAACAGCGGUAGUGCAGCCAGUUUUCGAAAGCUUUGAGGAAGAUGCCCCCAUUGUUGGCACCUUUGUUGCAAUCAUCCCUUGGAAGACUUUCUUUGACAACAUUGUACAUGCACGGGCACCAGAAGUACGAGUCGUACUAUCCAACACUUGCAACGAAGUCUUUACGUUCUCCAUCCAGGGUCACAAUGCAGUCUUUUUGGAUGAAGAGGACUUGCACGAUCCCACCUACGAUUCCAUGGCACAACAGUCACCCUUUGCCGAGUUUGCCAAUCCAAAAGAACUACUCGAAGCGGAUCUCGGAGAACAUUGCGUCUAUAACGUCCAUGUCUACCCCACAAAAGACCUGGAAGACUCCCAUUUGACCAAUGAUCCCAUUUGGUACUGUCUCCUCGUACUGGCCGUAUUCAGCUUUACUUCCAUCAUCUUUCUUCUAUACGACAUGCUAGUACAACGCAGGCAAAUGAGACUGGUCGAAGAUUCCGCAAGGAAACACGAACAAAUCGUCUCCUCCUUGUUCCCAGAAAUGGUACGAGACAGAGUCUUUGAUGCCAAUCAAGAAAUGGAACGGCUGCAAUCGAUCCACCAACACAAAAACUAUACACACAGCUACAGUGACACACACUUUGACAUGGAAGAAAUCUUGCAAGAAACAAAACCCAUUGCCGAUCUAUACCCGGCCGCCACCGUCAUGUUUGCUGAUAUGGCAGGCUUCACUGCUUGGUCCAGUAUUCGUCAACCAGGAGAUGUCUUCAAACUGCUGGAAUUGGUCUACCACUCCUUUGACUCCUCCGCAAGAAUGUACAAUGUCUUCAAAGUUGAAACAGUGGGUGACAGCUACGUUGCCGUUGCGGGCGUUCCAGAGGCACGUAUUGACCAUGCGGUUGUCAUGGCUCGCUUCAGCCGGAACUGCAUGGAACGAUUUGGUCGCAUCAUCAAGAAGCUGGAAACAAGACUCGGACCAGACACUGCCACGUUGAAACUCCGCAUUGGGUUGCACAGUGGUCCGGUUACUGGAGGUGUGCUGAGAAAUUCCAAGAGUCGCUUCCAGUUGUUCGGCGACACGGUGAACACAGCGUCUCGAAUGGAAACUACAGGGCUUCCUGGCAAGAUCCAAGUAUCUCGCGAAACUGCCGAUCUUCUGAUCGCCGGUGGAAAGGAGUGUUUCUUGGAACCUGGUUCUGACCUGGUCGAUUGCAAGGGGAAGGGCUCCCUUCAAACGCACUUUCUAAAGGUGAAACGACGAACUCACUACGACCAAGAAGGCAGCAUGUCUGGAGAAACCAACCACAGCAUGUCGGGUGAGGAAUCGGGACCGUUCCGUUUCCAGGACGAAACACAAAAGUUGGUGGAGUGGAACUGCUCCAUGCUGAUUCCACAUCUCAAGGCCAUUCUGGCUCGACGACAAGUCACCAAGCCGACACGAAGCAAGGAUCUCAGUACCGUGGAAAAAGACCUCAGUGAAAAGUACAUGGUGCUGGGAGAGGUCAAAGAAAUCAUUGAUUUGCCGUCCUUCGUCCCCGGUAUGCCCGAAAUUGAUCCUUCGAGUGUCCGAUUGGACCAAGAAGUGGUAGAUCAGCUCCGUCGUUACAUCAUGGUGUUGUCUCAGCUCUACCAAGACAACCCCUUUCAUUCAUUCAAUCAUGCAAGCCACGUUACCAUGUCCACAACCAAGCUGCUGGCCAGGAUCAGCAAUGGUUCUUCGGAUGAUCCGCAGACGUUUGGCAUCUGCGAUCCACUGACUCAGUUUUCCAUUGUCCUCUCGGCGCUCCUGCACGACGCCGAUCAUGGCGGGAUUCCGAACCCCACACUGAUCAAGGAGAAUCCAACUCUUGCCAGUGCAUACAAAAACAAGAGUGUAGCUGAGCAGAACUCUAUUGAUCUUGCAUUUAGUGCUUUGAUGCAACCCCAGUUUGAUGCGCUUCGCAAGUGCAUCUACUGCAACGAAGCAGAGCUGCGCCGAUUUCGCACAAUCAUCGUGAACUCAGUCAUGGCGACCGAUAUCUUUGAUCCUGAGCUCAGCUCUCUUCGCAAGAAUCGGUGGAAUCGAGUAUUCGAAGACAACACCAGCAGCUGCAGUGACAGUGACAGUUCGCGGGGGGUGUCAAUGACCGAAGAGGGAAUCAACCGGAAGGCGACUCUGGUCUUGGAGCAUCUGAUCCAGGCUUCGGACGUGUCGCAUUGUAUGCAGCACUGGUUCAUCUACGUAGACUGGAAUUCCAAGCUCUUUGAAGAAAUGUAUAGGGCAUACCGAAAGGGAAGAACCAAUACGGAUCCUUCAACGGGUUGGUACAAGGGCGAAAUCUGGUUUUUCGACAAUUAUGUGAUUCCACUUGCGAAAAAGCUCAAGGACUGUGGAGUCUUUGGAGUGUCAAGCGAUGAAUACUUGAACUACGCUGUGAAGAAUCGUCGCGAAUGGGAGGUUCAUGGGGAGGAGAUCGUUGCUGGCCUUGUGGCCAAGUUUUCAUCUAUUGAAAUGUCUCCAGACGACGACGUUGCUGGUGAAGAAGAGGAGCCAAAAGAUGAUGGCUUCGCUUCUGUUAUAGAAGUCUAGCUAGCUAGCGUUGGGUAAAUCUUUGAAGCAGCCAUGGUACACAUGUAUUAUAAGAAAAGAAAGGGGGAUAGUAGGAUGUAUUAGUUUUUGGAGG